Messenger RNA from Echinostoma caproni, 381 nucleotides. NCBI's taxonomy places the organism in Eukaryota, Metazoa, Platyhelminthes, Trematoda, Plagiorchiida, Echinostomatidae. The record is from the annotation of a GenBank genome assembly.
ACAUUACGGAUCAAUCGUGUUUUCUAUUUCGGGAUUCGUAUCACUUUCGGCUACGCGUCACUCAAGUGUGAAUUGGUUGACGUUCAAAAGGACAAUGAACCUGUGUUUUGCGAAGUUUCGAUGAAGCUGCACAGUGUCCAACUAUGUGCUGUGGCUCUGCUGUUACCGGGUAGCAAAAUUACGAUGGCGUGUGUCUACCGAUGUCACGGGGCUGAGGCCACAGAUGAUCGGGCUUUGAUUGGUGCACUCAAUCUGUUAGUUCAAGGAUCAGCAAAGCUGUACAUAGUCGGUGACUUUAACUCACCUAAUAUAGAUAGGAUGGCAGGUGACAAUCCUGCCGCUUUUGGUGAUGCCUUCUAUUGCCGAUGUUCUGGACAUUAG